This is a messenger RNA of Entrophospora candida, 661 nucleotides long. NCBI's taxonomy places the organism in Eukaryota, Fungi, Glomeromycota, Glomeromycetes, Entrophosporales, Entrophosporaceae. The record is from the annotation of a GenBank genome assembly.
AUCACUUUUUUUGCUCAAUUUGUUAGUUAUGAUAUUAGCAACUCAAGAAACUAUGCUCCAUCAAGUCAUCAAUUGUAUAUACCAUCUGAUGAUGCAACAUAUAAUUCAAUAACAUCAUUACCAGGUCAAUUAAGUAAUUUGAAGUCACUUCCUUUUAAUCGAUCAGAUUUUCUUCCUACACAAACACCCAAGCGUACUGGUUACAAUAUGGCAACUCCUUUUCUGGACUUGAGUCCUAUUUAUGGUAUCACUGCUGAAGAUGCAAAAAAUCUUCGUGAGGGUAAUAGAGGAAAAUUAAAGACCAGUGGAAAUGCAUAUGAUCCUUACCCAUUUAAGAAUCCAACAACAGGAAAUUAUGUUACUGGACCUGUUGGAAAGCGAGCAAUUAAUGUUUUUACAAUGGCUAUUAUGACUAUUUGGUUACGUGAACAUAAUAGAUUAUGUGAUGAGUUUUAUGAAAAAAAUGGUGAUGCAUGGACUGAUGAUCAAUAUUUUGAAGAGGCUAGGAAAUGGAAUAUUGCAUUUUAUCAAAGAGUUGUUACUGAAGAAUAUCUUGGUGUUGUACUGGGUAAACCAUUAUCACCAUAUCAAAAAUAUGAUCCAGAUCUAACUCCAGGAAUUGAUGUUUUUUUUUCAACAAUAACAUUCAGAUAUGGUCAUA